This is a messenger RNA of Arabidopsis arenosa, 1745 nucleotides long. NCBI's taxonomy places the organism in Eukaryota, Viridiplantae, Streptophyta, Magnoliopsida, Brassicales, Brassicaceae. The record is from the annotation of a GenBank genome assembly.
GCAUUUCCCUUACCAUUUACGUUCUCAACUUUCUCCUCCGACACACUCCAAAACUCAGAAUCUCUCUAACUAACUCUUUCGUAAUUUAGGAUCUUACUACAAAUCUUCAAUCUCCGAUCUUUGUUCAUUCUUUAAAGAAUUGAGAGAAAAUGGACAACGAGUUGUUUAUGAACACAGAGUUUCCACCACCACCGGAGAUGGCGACGCAUUUCGAACCACCACCGUCUUCUUCAUCGGCCAUGAUGCUUAAUUGGGCUUUAAUGGAUCCAAAUCCGCAUCAAGAUUCUUCUUUCUUAUGGGAAAAGUCAACGGAACAACAACAACAACAACAACAACAAAGCAUAUUUGACUCUGCUUUAAGCUCAUUAGUCUCAUCACCGACACCGUCAAAUUCCAACUUCUCUGGCGGUGGCGGUGAUGGUUUUCUUAUCAGAGAACUCAUCGGAAAGCUUGGAAACAUCGGGAAUAACAAUAAUAACUCCGGUGAGAUCUACGGAACUCCGAUGUCUCGCUCUGCCUCAUGUUACGCAACUCCGAUGAGUUCUCCACCACCACCGACGAAUAUGAAUUCUCAAAUGAUGAUGAAUAGAACAACACCGUUGACGGAAUUCUCAGCAGAUCCGGGUUUUGCGGAGAGAGCUGCAAGAUUCUCUUGUUUUGGAAGUCGGAGCUUUAACGGAAGAACCAAUACAAAUCUUCCGAUUAACAACAUCGUUAACAACUCCGGGAAGCUGACACGUGUCUCCAGCACACCAGCUCUUAAGGCUCUUAUUUCACCGGAAGUCGCACCCGGCGGCGAAUUUUCCCGGAAGAGAAAAUCUGUGCCUAAAGGAAAAUCCAAAGAAAAUCCCAUUUCCUCUGCUUCCCCAUCUCCUAGUUUCUCAAAGACGGCGGAAAAGAAAGAAGAAUGGGGUGGAAAAGGAAGUAAAAGUUCAGAAGAAAAAGGAGGAAAAAGGAGAAGAGAAGAAGAAGAUGAAGAAGAAGGAGAAGGUGAAGGAAACAAUAACACUAAACCACCGGAGCCUCCUAAAGAUUACAUUCAUGUUCGAGCUCGACGAGGCCAAGCGACCGAUAGUCACAGCCUCGCCGAACGAGUUCGGAGGGAGAAAAUUGGUGAAAGGAUGAAGCUUCUUCAAGAUCUUGUGCCUGGAUGCAAUAAGGUUACUGGAAAAGCACUGAUGCUUGAUGAAAUUAUAAACUAUGUACAAUCAUUGCAAAGACAAGUUGAGUUCUUGUCAAUGAAGUUAUCAUCAGUGAACGACACCAGGCUGGAUUUUAACGUGGACGCUCUUGUGUCAAAGGAUGUUAUGAUUCCAUCAAGUAACAACCGAUUGCAUGAAGAAGGACUCCAAUCAAAGUCUUCAAGUCCCAGAAGCUUCACUCACUUACCAACACUUACCCAAUUCACUGACUCAAUCUCUCAGUAUCAAAUGUUUAGCGAAGAAGAUUUACAAAGCAUAGUAGGAAUGGGAGUGGCACUAAACCCCAACAAUGAAUCUCAACACAUGAAAAUUGAGCUUUGAUCAACCAUUUUUUCAAGCUGUGUGAGGUGUUAUGUCUUUAUCUCUAUUGUCUUUGGAUUUGAGGUGGGAUUUGAAAACAAUAUUAUAGUGGGAUCAAGUUUUGAUUUCUGAAAAUUAAAUGUCUUGCUUGUAAUUUCUAGAGAUCUACCGAGAAAACGCGGAAUCUUAUAUGUUUGCUUUUUCUUUAACCGGUUUAAUCCCUAAUCAACCAAUGAUUCGGUG